AUGGCUUCGGAGUCUCUCAGCCCAGCCCCAGCGUCCGAAUCGGUCUCAAUCCCAGAGUCUGGGGCCAAGUCAACUGCAUCUGCUCUACUCCAUACGCAUGUAUUUGUUACCGUAGGCUCGACUCGCUUCGACUCUCUCGUGCAGACGGUCCUCUCAGUGCAGCUGUUGGAGGCGCUGCGCGCGCGGGGGUACUCAGAACUCGUCGUGCAGUGCGGCGACUCCGAGUUCGACGUGGGCAGCUUCGAACAAGCAGGCAACGAACUGGUGCAGACGAAUAAUGGAGUCAAUGUGCAUGUGUGGAAGUUCAAGCCGUCGCUGCAGGAGGAGUACGAACGAGCCGAUCUAGUCAUCAGCCAUGCCGGCUCGGGCACGAUCCUUGACGUCCUCCGUCUCGGCAAACCUCUUAUCGUCGUGCCAAAUUCUAGGUUGCUGGACAAUCAUCAGCAGGAGCUUGCAUCGGCCCUUCAGUCGCUCGGCCACCUGCAGGCGACCACUACCGCCGAUCUACCACAAGCUAUCGAAACGUUGGACGUCUCCAGCUUUGUGCCAUUCCCGCAAUUCAACGGAAGCAGAUUUCGUGAGCUGUUAGAUGAGGAGAUGGGCUAUGACGCCAGCGACACGGAGGGCUAA
Laetiporus sulphureus 93-53 is the source of this 630-nucleotide messenger RNA. Its product is annotated as glycosyltransferase family 1 protein. Gene Ontology annotation, cellular component: UDP-N-acetylglucosamine transferase complex; extrinsic component of endoplasmic reticulum membrane. Gene Ontology annotation, molecular function: hexosyltransferase activity. Gene Ontology annotation, biological process: dolichol-linked oligosaccharide biosynthetic process. The transcript has 3 exons. Bases 1 to 630 code for a protein of 209 amino acids. The record is from RefSeq and is a predicted model, not a curated record. Lineage: Eukaryota; Fungi; Basidiomycota; Agaricomycetes; Polyporales; Laetiporaceae.